AUGAAUUUUGGCAAUAAAAAUGAAACAAAUUCCGGCAAACGAAAGCGGAUUAAAUUAGAGUUCUUGGAAUGUGGCAAAACAUUUGACAAUGAUAAUUUAAGAUCAUCUAUAGCUGAUGAUAGAUUGGAUUCACUUAUGAUUUUAAGCGUGGAAAAAGAUGUGGUUGAUCAAUUAGAUAUGAACAAAAUAGCAACAUUAUGGGCAACUUUGAAAAACCGUAGAAUUAAUAUCUAA
This is a messenger RNA of Macrosiphum euphorbiae (potato aphid), 234 nucleotides long. Lineage: Eukaryota; Metazoa; Arthropoda; Insecta; Hemiptera; Aphididae. The record is from the annotation of a GenBank genome assembly.